UCACAGAGGAUAACGGGCCAGUCUGAAGGUGAAUUUCGAGCAGAACGGUACUUAGAUCUUGUUACUCCUGUAUUCUUUGUUACUAUUUCCUCCUCUGUAUUAUCGAUUAGGUUUGGACUCGACGUGGACAUGCGUUUAACGUUAAAACUUCAUUGUGACAGAUGCCCUCUUCGGGGUGUCUUGUUCUUUUUCCAGUGUUCAUUACGGGCCUAACUUUUUUGAUUGGUUGCAAUAAAUAACAGAAUUCUAUCAUUUCGUCUAGAACACGAUUGUCUGCAACAUGUGCCUUUUCUAUUUGUAAUAAUCCCGUCUCGAAGAAAUAACAAUGACUGCCAUGAUCGAGGACGUACAAGCUCUACAAACCCUAACGAUUCAUACAAGCGACGUAAAUAGCGUUGAUUUUGCUGGCGAUUGUAUCCUAGUAACUGGAUCGGGGGAUAAACGUGUAAGAGUUUGGGAAUGGCAGCAAGGUACGGGCUACGUCGAAGCUUUCUUUUCUCCACUUUUAGGUCAUAAAUAUGGGGUGACUUCGGUCAAAGUUAGCCCACAAUCAACUAUGCUAGCUUCUUCUAGUAUAGAUGGUACCACAUUGUUAUGGAAUUUAAGGACGGGAAUGAAGAUACACACGAUGGUACAAGUUGGUGGUGAAUCCGUAAGAGUUAGCAGAUUUUCACAGGAUUCAACGUUGCUAGUAACAGCUGGUGAUAACGGACAGAUUUGUCUUUGGGAUUUGAUUCAUCGUACUUUGAUCAGAUCAUUUCAGAAACACGAAAGUGCCGUACAAGGAGUAUGUUUUACACCAGAUUCAAACUGGCUAUUAACAACAUGUACAUUUGGCGUUAUGAAUUUAUUCUCCACUGCCGAAAUGAUCGAUUCUAGCGUGUCCAAUAAUAGUCAAUCAGUAACCGUGUUUGCCUCGGUAGACGAUGCUCACGAUCUUGGUGUAGUGUCGUGUGAUUUUUCAAUUUCACAAGAAAUAACAGGUAACGAACCAUUUACCAAAGUUUAUCAGUUGGUUACCUGUGGCAAUGAUCACAACGUGAAACUAUGGGAAGUCAUUGUGAUUCAAGAUAAAUGCGAAGUUCAGCCAAAUUCUGCCACUAUAAAUCUUUACAGGGUAAUGGAAAAGCACAGCAGUGCCUUAACUUGCGUAAAAUUUAGUUCCAACGGAUUAUACAUUGCUAGUAGUGGUCUUGAUAAAACAGCAAUAAUUUGGGAAACGAACACAGGAAAAAUAUGUAGCGUGUUAGCGAGACACAACAGAUACGUUGCAUGCUGCGCAUUCUCAAGGGAUGGAAAUCUUUUAGCAACUGGUUCUAACGAUAAGUCAGUUAUUGUGUGGGACCUAACAGGAAACCUAACUAUCGAUUCUGAACUUAUACGACAUGGUGCUCCAAAGUUAUUAUUAAGCGAACGUGAUAAGAAUGCUGUACACGAACAAGAUGUAGUACAGAACGCAGAAUCCUUCGGAAAUGAAGUGAAACUAAUUCAAAGGAUGGAUGAUCAUGGUGGAGCGGUCAAUGGCGUUGCUUUUUACGGGAAUAAUUUGAUAGCUUCUGGUUCAGGGGAUAAAUUAGUACGUAUAUGGAGUAUUGAAAAAAAUGAGGAAGACGAGGAAGAUAUGAGAUUUCAAGAGAAAUCUUUUAGUCCUUUGGACGGUCAUAAGUACAGCGUGAAUUAUGUAGAAUUUAGUCCUUGUGGUACGAUGCUUGCUUCCUGUUCAUUGGACGGGACCACGAUAGUUUGGAAUACUGAGAAUGGUGGACAUGCAAGAGGAUCGUUCGUUAAUUCUGGAUCAGGUCUUCGUGUUUGUCGUUGGUCUCCAGAUGGUACCAAGAUAGCAACAGCUGGAGAUGAUGAAAAAACUACGUUAUGGGAUAUGGAUAGUAUGCAACAUUUACAAAUUUUCGAAGGUCAUGCUGAUGCUAUUACAUCAAUAGCAUUUACCCACGACUCCCGUUAUUUGGUAACAGCUUGCAACGAGGGUACAUGGAGAUUAUUCGAUAUUCUUAAUGAAAAAUCCGAACAAGCUUUACUAGUUUGUGACGAAGCACACGACUUAGGGGUUCAAGGAUGCGAUUUUAGUCCGACUGGUUCUACAGGCGCUAGAGGAGAUUCUAAUUUGAAUAAUAACAAACAGACAUAUCUAUUAGCGACAUGUGGUAACGAUUCUCUUGUGAAAUUAUGGCAAUUAAUAAUUUCCAACAAGGAACAUGAUUCCGCAGAUGGUAUUGGAACAAGUGACUCUAAUAUUAGUUUCAAAGAAAAAAGAACUUUGACUGGGCAUGGUGGUAACGUCAUGGACGUACGAUUCUCUCCGAUUCAUGGAGAAAUUUUAGGAAGCGUUGCUACCGAUAGGACUGCACGCAUAUGGAGCGUUUUUUCCGGAGCUUGUUUGUAUGUACUCGAGGAUCACGAAAGUCUGGUGACGUCAUGUGCAUUUUCCGAAGAUACAUCUUUAUUCAUUACUGGUGCAUUAGACAAAGCUGUUUUAGUGUGGAGGAUACCUCAUCAAUUGGUCUCUCAAAGUAUAUUGAUCGAUAGCUUGAAACAUAAUAGAAAAAAGUUAGCUGAUUGGAAAGUCGAUGACACUUUGAAGUGGUUGAACGAAAUAGGAUUAUUGAAAUUAAUGAAGAGAGCUCAAACAUCGGUUUUAACGGGACGACAGUUACUGAAUAUUCCAGUUAAUGAAUUAUUAAUUAAACUUGACCUAGAAAAUGACGAGGAGACGGUAGAAAUAUUCAAAAGACAGUUAUACUGGUUAAAAAGAGAAGACACUAACGCGGUGGAAAUACCAGAUGAAACGGAAAUACCCCAUGAAUUUCUGUGUCCUAUAACUCAUGAGAUUAUGAAAGAACCAGUUCAAUGUUCAGAUGGAUUUACAUAUGAAAGAGCAGCCAUAAACGAAUGGUUUUUAUGUGGAAAAUAUACAAGUCCGAUGACGAACGAGCCGUUACAUGAUACCACUUUUACACCAAAUAUUAAUCUUAAAAAUGCAAUAUGUACGCUUCUUCAUGGAAACGGAUCGGAAUAAUAUAUUUUUGAGAUGGAUCAGUGGCAUCAUGAAUAUUGAAAGAUCAAAUAAAGUUCUGUUAUUGAAAGUUGAAUAAAGCACUUACACAUACUGAGAUCUAUAAAAAGGAAAGAUACACAUAAUGUAUGUAUUUACAUCAUUUAUGCUGUGAGUGGACCAAUCGUAUUGUACGUGCACUUUUACUUAAAAUGGCACAAUUGUUUAUCAAGACUUGGCUUGAUAAACAAUUUUUCGUUCUUGUUAACUUAUUAUAAUUAGUUAUUUCAAAAUAUUUGUAUUUUUAUAUCGUUAUUGUAUAAAUACGUUGAACGUAUUUUAUUGAAAUAUUAUUAAAAAAAAAAAA
Molecule: messenger RNA, 3377 nt
Organism: Polistes canadensis
Lineage: Eukaryota; Metazoa; Arthropoda; Insecta; Hymenoptera; Vespidae
Product: WD repeat, SAM and U-box domain-containing protein 1-like
Exons: 19
Coding region: 326-3034 (902 amino acids)
Biological process (GO): protein ubiquitination
Molecular function (GO): ubiquitin-protein transferase activity; protein binding
Source: RefSeq, a predicted model, not a curated record